This is a messenger RNA of Pogonomyrmex barbatus (red harvester ant), 734 nucleotides long. RefSeq lists its product as uncharacterized. NCBI's taxonomy places the organism in Eukaryota, Metazoa, Arthropoda, Insecta, Hymenoptera, Formicidae. The record is from RefSeq and is a predicted model, not a curated record.
AUCAGUUGCAAACACAACGAACUGAGUCCGAAACUCGUGCAGCACCAUGAACACCAAGAUAGUAGUUCUCUUCGCCCUGGUGGCGCUUGCUUUCGCCGAGGAAACGAAGAGCGACGAGAAGAAAGUGGAGACCGCGAAGAAGGAUAAGCGAGGUCUUUACGGAGCCUUGGGCUAUGGUAUCGGUGGGUUGGGCUAUGGUCUCAAUGGAUUGAACACAUACUCGUCUCUUCCGAUUGGAGUGAGCCAUGGCGUCUCCACUGUUUUGACAAAGGAAGUAGCCGUACCCGUGCCGCAACCAGUUGCCGUACCCGUCGAGAAACAUGUCCCAGUCCCAGUUAAGGUACCAUACGCCGUGCCCGUCGACCGCCCGUAUCCAGUCCAAGUGCCCAAGCCGUACCCAGUCGAGGUCACCAAGCACGUUCCUGUCCCGGUAGACCGCCCAGUGCCAGUUCCCGUCAGUGUUCCAGUCAAGGUCCCGGUUCCCGCCCCGUAUGCCGUCAAAGUGCCUCAGCCCUACGCCGUCCCCGUCGUCAAACACGUGCCGGUGCCCGUCGCCCAACCGAUCGUCUACGAGAAGGUUCACAGCGGUAUCGGAUACUACGGCGGAUAUAGCGGAGCCUACAGCGGUUAUCCCGGUUACGGAUAUUCCUCCUGGUAAACGCCAUCCCGAGGGGACGACGCUCUUCGACAUCUUCAAUGCGAAGCAUCACCCGGACCUCGCGUGCAAUCUUUUC